ACUUAAAUAUAAGUAGCCGCGUUGUGGCAACCCAGAAAAUACACAAAGCACCUUCCUCCGACACUUUGACUCUCUCUCUCUCUCUCUCAUUCUUUCCGUUUUCAUUUCUCGAAGACCCCGGAGAGAAUAUAUAGCUUCCCCGAUCACAGACAUAUACAAACAUAUCAACUUUAUCUCAGCUUAAAGGCUUUGUAUCUCAGCUCAACAGAUCCUUCUACUCUCAACCCCCAUUUUCACGAUCUUGUUGAAUUCUAGGGAGGAAGUAGAUUUAAGAUGAGUACUAGUAGUAUUCGUAAAGCGAUUGGGGCUGUGAAGGAUCAGACUAGCAUUGGGAUAGCUAAGGUUGCUAGUAAUGAGGCACCCGAGUUGGAAGUAGCUAUUGUUAAGGCUACUAGCCAUGAUGAUGAUCCCGCCGAUGAGAAGUAUAUUCAACGGAUCUUGCAGCUGACUUCGUAUUCCAGGGGUUAUGUUAGUGUUUGUGUUGCAAAGUUGUCUAAGCGGUUGGGGAAGACCCGGGAUUGGAUUGUGGCUCUCAAGAGUUUGAUUUUGGUUCAUAGAUUGUUGAAUGGUGGGGACCUUGUGUUUCAGCAGGAGAUUAUGUUUACGACGAGGAAGGGAACAAGGUUGUUGAACAUGUCUGAUUUUAGGGAUGAGGCACAUUCAAGUUCUUGGGAUCAUUCUGCUUUUGUGAGGACCUUUGCGAUGUAUCUGGAUCAGAGGCUUGAGAUGAUUGUGUAUGAGAGGAAACAAAGUGGGGGUAGUAAUGGGGGAGAAAUUCAGAAGUGGAGAUCACCUCCAAACAACAGGGGAUAUGAGUAUGAUAACUAUGAAUCUAGGGGACCUAAUGGGUAUGGGAGUCAAGGGAUGAGAAGAGCAAGGUCUUUUGAGGAUGUUCGAGAAAGUGAAGCUGGAAAAAAGGCUGUUACCCCAUUAAGAGAAAUGACCCCGGAGAGGAUAUUUGGCAAGAUGAGUCAUUUGCAAAGGCUUUUAGACAGGCUUUUGUCAUGCAGACCAACGGGCUUAGCAAAGAAUAACAGAAUGGUUUUAGUUGCCCUGUAUCCAAUUGUCAGAGAGAGUUUUAAGCUCUAUGCUGACAUCUGCGAGGUUUUGGCAGUGUUGCUUGAUCGAUUCUUUGAUAUGGAGUACAACGACUGCGUGAAGGCAUUUGACGCUUACACCAGUGCCGCAAAGCAGAUUGAUGAGCUGGUAAGUUUUUAUAAUUGGUGCAAGGACACAGGUGUAGCAAGGUCAUCAGAGUAUCCUGAAGUGCAAAUGAUUACCGGAAAGUUGUUGGAGACUUUGGAGGAGUUUGUGAGGGAUAGAGCAAAGGCGAUGAAAACACCAGAGAGGAAAGUGGAACCUGCUCCUGUGGUCCAGGAAGAGGAGCCAGUACCAGAUAUGAAUGAAAUUAAAGCAUUGCCCGCUCCGGAGACUUACACCGCUCCUCCCCCACCCGAGCCGGAGGCCCCUCAACCUCCAAAGCCACAAGUGACUGGAGACUUGGUGGAUUUGAGAGAGGACACAAUGACUCCAGAUGAUCAGGGGAAUAAGUUUGCAUUGGCAUUAUUCGCUGGACCCGCAGCAAACAAUAAGAGUACAAACGGUAAUUGGGAAGCAUUUCCCUCGAAUGGUGAACCAGAGGUCACUUCUGCCUGGCAGAAUCCAGCUGCUGAGAGUGGCAAGGCUGACUGGGAGCUGGCCUUGGUAGAAACAGCAAGCAAUCUAUCGAACCAAAAAGCGGCGAUGGGAGGAGGAAUGGAUCCAUUGCUCUUAAAUGGCAUGUAUGACCAGGGAGUUGUUAGACAACAUGUGAGCAGUGCCCAAUUUGGUGGAGGUAGCUCGAGCAGUGUGGCUUUGCCUGGUAUGGGGAAGAGUGCAACACCUGUGUUGGCUCUCCCUGCUCCAGAUGGAACUGUACAGACAGUUGGUGGAGAUCCAUUUGCUGCCUCAUUAAGCAUUCCACCUCCAUCAUAUGUUCAGAUGGCUGAAAUAGAGAAAAAACAGCAGCUGCUUGUGCAGGAACAGAUGGUAUGGCAACAGUAUGCGAGGGAGGGAAUGCAAGGUCAGACAAGUUUGAGCAAGAUCAAUGGUGGUGGUUAUUAUCCACCAGCAAUGCCUUAUGGAAUGCCGCCAGUAAAUGGAAUGGGAUACCCACCGCCCGGGCAAUACUACAAUCAAUACUGAGGUUUCCCUCAUUGUAUACUUAUAUGAGAAUAUUAUUUUUUUCCUUUCCACUGUCUUACUGUGAUUACUUUGCUUUACUGUGAAAAUUUCUUUGUAUGUCAAACGAGAAAAGGGAGAGACUGAGGCUGAGCUCAUGCAAUUUUUUGAUUUUUAUGGGAAGCCAAGAUGUAUGUCUUUAUUGCUUC
Molecule: messenger RNA, 2369 nt
Organism: Daucus carota subsp. sativus
Lineage: Eukaryota; Viridiplantae; Streptophyta; Magnoliopsida; Apiales; Apiaceae
Product: putative clathrin assembly protein At2g25430
Exons: 2
Coding region: 274-2184 (636 amino acids)
Biological process (GO): clathrin coat assembly; vesicle budding from membrane; clathrin-dependent endocytosis
Cellular component (GO): clathrin-coated vesicle; clathrin-coated pit
Molecular function (GO): clathrin heavy chain binding; phosphatidylinositol-4,5-bisphosphate binding; 1-phosphatidylinositol binding
Source: RefSeq, a predicted model, not a curated record